This is a messenger RNA of Medicago truncatula (barrel medic), 751 nucleotides long. RefSeq lists its product as uncharacterized. The record is from RefSeq and is a predicted model, not a curated record. The coding region runs from base 303 to 713 and encodes 136 amino acids. Lineage: Eukaryota; Viridiplantae; Streptophyta; Magnoliopsida; Fabales; Fabaceae. The transcript is spliced from 2 exons.
CUUGGUAAGCCGGAGGCGGGUUUGAGGUGGUUUUGGGAGCCUGUGGAGGGGUCUGGCCUGCAUGAUUUGAUAUACACGGGAUGUUCUAGUGUCACCCAUGCCAUAAUACGUGUUAUGUGCGAGAGAUGGCACAUGGAGACCAGUAGUUUUCAUCUACCUGUGAGGGAGAUGAACGAUCACUGUAAUAUUUACCAGAACUCCCAUCGAUAACUGCUUUUCCAAUAAUAGAAGUUUCCGGUUCUUUUCUGCGAUUAUAUAUUUUUGACUGCCCCAGUUUAAUUGACACAAAAUGCUGUUAUAGAAUGGCUUUUUCUUGGAUGGUACAACUCCUGCAGGUGCAUGUGAAAUCCGAUCUCCCAAAGUGUUUCAUUGAUAUUAUUAUUCCUAGAACUCAAAUUCCAAUGUGGUGCAAUACACAAAAUGUGGGUAGUUCAAUAAGGAUGGAUCCAUCACCUAGCACGGGUGACAAGAACUUAACAUUUGUAGCACAUGAUGAUCCAAAUAGUUUAGGUGAAGGAAUAAAUUUUAAAUCUUCAACAUCGCAUUAUGAUAUUAGUUGUCUUGAAUUGGCAGCUGAUGUUUGGCAAGUCCCCGGUUUGCAUUUUGAGGUAAAGAACUGUGGUUACAGAUGGAUAUUUGAGGAGGAUCUGGAGCAAUUAAACCCACAAAGUGGAAAUUCAUCAGUUCAAAACAUGUAUCAAACAAACAAAUGAUCAGCCAUAUCAUUUAGCUGAUUAAUGAAAAUCCCAGA